AUAUUUGUCGGCGCAGAAUUUUGCUGCUUGUCUUCGUGUCGUGCUAAGAAAUCUGUUUUUUCAAUAAAAUCAGAGUUUUUAUAUAAAUAUUUCUUGUAAAUGCACAAAAAGUGCAAAAUAAAUGAAUUAAAUACGCACAAUUUGUAGGAAACCUGGCCAAUUUUGAUUUUGCGGAAAAAGAACGAUUAUUAACCAUCUUCAAAUACCGACAAUUUUCUUGCCUAAAAGCUCUUCCUUUUCGUUCCCCCGCCCUUCAGUAUCAAUUUGUGCGUAGUAAUAGCAGUUGAUAACAAAAUAAUAUCAAAGUUAUCAGCAAAACAGAAGUUUUAAGGGAAGAGGAAGUCAUUGAAAUAUACACCAAAGGCAAGAAAUGUCCGACAUGAAUAUUGAUAGCAUUAUAUCAAGAUUAUUGGAAGUACGUGGCGCCAGGCCAGGAAAAAAUGUUCAACUAUCUGAGAGUGAAAUACGAGGAUUAUGUUUAAAGUCUAGAGAAAUUUUUCUUUCACAGCCUAUUUUGUUGGAACUGGAAGCUCCAUUAAAAAUAUGUGGUGAUAUUCACGGACAAUAUUAUGAUCUUUUGCGUCUGUUUGAAUAUGGCGGAUUUCCACCAGAAUCAAAUUAUCUGUUUUUAGGGGACUAUGUAGAUCGUGGUAAACAGUCUUUGGAAACAAUAUGUUUACUGUUGGCGUACAAAAUCAAAUAUUCUGAAAAUUUCUUUUUACUACGUGGAAAUCAUGAAUGUGCCAGCAUUAAUCGAAUUUAUGGUUUUUAUGACGAGUGUAAAAGACGUUACACUAUUAAAUUAUGGAAAACGUUUACAGAUUGUUUCAAUUGUUUACCUGUGGCAGCUAUAGUGGAUGAAAAAAUAUUUUGCUGUCAUGGUGGUCUUAGUCCGGAUCUUACAUCAAUGGAGCAAAUAAGACGUAUAAUGAGACCUACUGAUGUACCCGAUCAAGGCCUUUUAUGUGAUCUUUUAUGGUCAGAUCCUGAUAAAGAUACAAUGGGUUGGGGAGAAAAUGAUCGUGGAGUCAGUUUUACAUUUGGUGCAGAGGUUGUGGGAAAAUUUUUACAAAAACACGAAUUUGAUUUAAUUUGUCGUGCUCAUCAAGUUGUCGAAGACGGUUAUGAAUUUUUUGCCAAACGGCAACUUGUCACACUUUUCUCAGCACCAAAUUAUUGUGGAGAAUUUGAUAAUGCGGGUGCCAUGAUGUCCGUGGAUGACACUUUAAUGUGCUCUUUCCAAAUAUUGAAACCUGCUGAUAAAAGGCGAUUUGUUUAUCCUAAUUUCGGAAGUUCAGGGCGACCAUUAACUCCUCCAAGAGGAGCCAAUAAUAAAAACAAAAAGAAAUAAGUUCAAAGUUCAAAUAGUAUGUUCAAAAAAUUUUACAAACCCAAAUGUGUGGUUAACUAAUAAAAAAAUAAUAAAUAAUGAAAACACCAUUUAAAAAAGUAAAAUCUACAAAAUGUUAACACAAACACACUCCCAUACACAUACACUGAUACGUUUUGUACAAUAAUAUUAUUACACAUAAAUAUUAAUUUUUUUAAUCUAAUUAAAAAUGUCAACAUUUUUAGAAUUUUGUUUAACAAAUUGAAUUGUUUCCACUUUUAAUGUGUUUAUUUUUAUGCUUCCUUUUGGUUUUUUACAUAGAAUGUAUUUUUGUUAAAAAAAAAUAAUUUUAAGAUAACUUAUUGUUUUUAGUUUUGUAUUUUAUUUUUCAUUUUAAGCUACAAUUCUUUUUAAGUUGUUAGUUGUAUUUAUAUUUCAUUUUUCUUAACUUAAUGAACAUCCUUACAACUUAAAAUGAUAACUUUUACACCAAAUAGAAAUCAACACCAGAUUUUUUUAA
Molecule: messenger RNA, 1850 nt
Organism: Lucilia cuprina (Australian sheep blowfly)
Lineage: Eukaryota; Metazoa; Arthropoda; Insecta; Diptera; Calliphoridae
Gene: Pp1alpha-96A
Product: serine/threonine-protein phosphatase alpha-1 isoform
Exons: 8
Coding region: 371-1351 (326 amino acids)
Cellular component (GO): cytoplasm; nucleus
Molecular function (GO): protein serine/threonine phosphatase activity
Source: RefSeq, a predicted model, not a curated record